Tachyglossus aculeatus (Australian echidna) is the source of this 1304-nucleotide messenger RNA. It is a transcript of the gene ALLC, whose product is annotated as allantoicase. Lineage: Eukaryota; Metazoa; Chordata; Mammalia; Monotremata; Tachyglossidae. Gene Ontology annotation, molecular function: allantoicase activity. The transcript is spliced from 11 exons. The coding region runs from base 80 to 1276 and encodes 398 amino acids. Gene Ontology annotation, biological process: allantoin catabolic process. The record is from RefSeq and is a predicted model, not a curated record.
ACCCGGGCCUUCGGGAAAAGGGAGGCUGGAGUGAAUUGGAUUCACUGCCCUCGCAGGGGUCCAGAUCCCUGGAAAGAGGAUGGAGACUUCUCCGGAGGCUGAAGAGCCUCCCAACUUCUUGCAGUUCACUGACUUGGCAUCUGAAAAUGUAGGAGGAAAGGUUUUAUUUGCCACGGAUGACUUUUUUGCUCCUGCAGAAAACCUUUUGAAGAGUCGGAGUCCAGAAUUUAAAGCUGAUGAAUUUACUGAGUUUGGAAAAUGGAUGGACGGGUGGGAGACCAGGAGGAAAAGGAUGCCAGGUGUCCUUUUCCCGGCAGGCCACGAUUGGUGUCUCAUCCAGCUGGGAAUCCCUGGGAUCAUCCACGGUUUCGAAGCCGACACCGAUUUCUUCACGGGAAACUACGCUCCUCGCUUCUCGGUUCAGGCGGCUUGUUUGCAACAAGAGGAAAUUCCUGAAAUAGCCCCAAGAGGGAUCAAGAUCGGAACAGCAGCUACAAAUGAGGAAUUGGAAAGCAUCAAUAAGCUGAAGUCGGACAACUGGAGCGUUUUGGUCCCCAUGGCAAAACUCAAACCUGGAUAUGUUGGCAAGAGUCAUAAUUAUUUCGCCGUGAGUUCUCAGCGGAGAUGGACUCACAUAAGACUUAACAUCUAUCCAGAUGGCGGGAUAGCACGUUUUAAAGUAUACGGUUUUGGGCAGAGAGAUUGGUCCACUGUGGAGCCGAAUGAAUUAUAUGAUUUAGUAGCGAUGGAGAAUGGAGGAGUCUGCGUUGGAUUUAGCAAUGCUCAUUUUGGCCACCCGAAGAAUAUUAUAGGAGUUGGGAGGUCCAAAUCCAUGGCAGAUGGAUGGGAGACAGCGAGAAGACUGGACAGGCCACCGAUAUUGCAAAGAGAUGGCAAGGGUGCCCUUCUGAUGCCCGGUAGCGAAUGGGCCAUUUUUCGACUGGCACAUCCCGGUGUAAUAACUCAAAUAGAAAUCGACACAAAUCAUUUUAAAGGGAAUUUUCCAGACACCUGCAGACUAGAUGGCGGCGUCCUGAGCGCCCAGGAGGAAGAAGAUGGAGUUGUACGGAAGUGGGAAGUGAAGCAAGAUCUGAACUGGCAGCCUCUGCUUUCCGUUACCAAACUUUCGGCCCACAAGCGGCAUUUCUUCGACGGCAGGAGCCUCCGCCUGCGGGAUGUCAUCACGCACGUGAAACUCACCAUCGCUCCGGAUGGAGGAGUGAGUCGACUGCGGCUCUGGGGUUUCGCCCAAUCUGUCCUGUCGGCCGACCACUGAAACGGUGGCCUUUUCUUAAGCCGUUAAU